CAAUGAUAUUUGGCCUUUUCACUCUGAUCUCAGCCUCUUUUUGCCUCAACAUCCCUGAAUAUCCUCAAACAAAAUGAUUGAAAAAGGGGAAAAAAAUGAAAACCAAGUUUUUAUUGGGAAUAUGGAUAAUUCUCAAACAGUCACCAGCAAGUGCAUUCCCAGCAUCUGGAAAAAAAUAAAUGUAUUGAUUUCCAUUUUUGUUUUAAUAACUCUGGCAAUGAUUUUUUUCUUUUGCUAUUUUGGGCCCCAAUGUAAGGCACAACAUGUUUGCUACAUCCAUGCCAACAUGGAAAACUAUUCAUCUCCUUGGUGGUCAUGGAACAAUGAGAACUGCUCAGCAAAGCUUGUUGGAAACCAGAAUCAAGUGAAGAUAUAUAGAAGAGGAUUUUAUAUGAUGCAUAUCCAAGUUUACUACAGUUUGGAAAAUCAAGAUAAUACAUUGCCAGAAAUCUUCAGUAUACAUUUGAUUGUUGGGAACAAGCCAGAGAAGAGAAUGAUAUCAAGUGGUUUACCUUUCGGCAUUAAUAUAACAUAUGCCGCACCACUAACCAUUGUUUCGCCAUUUCUUCUAGAAGAAGGGGACAUAUUAGAAUUGAAAAUUAAUUUUAACACUUCAAAAAUUGAAAGAAAAAAAGAAAAAACUUUUUGGCAUAUAUAUCAAAUGAUGGACCUCCAGGAGGUAUAAGUUAGAACUGGGAAAUAUUAAUCACCUUUUGUAAAAAUAUAUGUACAUCUGGGAAUCAGGAUUCUCAAGUCAUUUAAGUCAUAUGAUUGUAUCAUAAGCUCAUGCAACACAUUUUACAUUGUUAGCGAUACUAGCAGUAUUGCAAAUUGACCAACCAAAAACACAAAGCAAUGGACAACAAUCUACUGGUUGAAGCAUGAUACUAUUGUUAUUAUAGUAUAUUGCUGAAAUCAAUGUAAGAAUGUGUUUAUUGUACCCUUUUAUUAUUUUAUUUGUAAUAUAUGCUCUUUAAAUAUAAAUAUAUGUAUGCAAAUAUAUAAUAGAUAUAGAUAGAUAGAUAGAUAGAUAGAUAGAUAGAUAGAUAGAUAGAUAGAUAGAUUAAACAAAAGCUGUAUGUAAUUUCAAAUGCAUUUACUUUUUUAUUUAAAUUAUUCAUUAAAAAUGGAUUCUGGGAAUUUGAUUUUUAAGUUAUUUAAAAUAUGGAUUUCUCAGGGAACCUUUGAUAUAUAAAUGUUUUGUGAUUGUUUGCAUAUAUAGAUUCUCCUGAGGACUAGAGUUUUAGACUCCUGGAGUUCAAUUUUAUUCUAUACUGAGUCUAAGUUACUGAUAUUUAUUAGUUAAUAAAUAUUGUUCUAAAACUAAACUCCAGUCAUUCACAUUUAUAUAUAAGAAACAAUUAUAUAUAUUAAAACAUAAUACACAUGCUGUAUAUAUUAAUAUGUUAUAGUAAAUGAGUAGCUCUCAAUAAUUGUAUUAACAUGUAUGACUAAAUUUCCCGCCACAUGUUUGGAGUUGGAUUGGUUUAAAAAAAUAUAAAAAAAA
Messenger RNA from Bombina bombina (fire-bellied toad), 1507 nucleotides. RefSeq lists its product as uncharacterized. Lineage: Eukaryota; Metazoa; Chordata; Amphibia; Anura; Bombinatoridae. The transcript has 3 exons. Gene Ontology annotation, molecular function: protein binding. The record is from RefSeq and is a predicted model, not a curated record. The coding region runs from base 74 to 685 and encodes 203 amino acids.